Durio zibethinus is the source of this 3618-nucleotide messenger RNA. RefSeq names its product auxin response factor 18-like. Gene Ontology annotation, molecular function: DNA binding. Gene Ontology annotation, biological process: response to hormone; regulation of DNA-templated transcription. Gene Ontology annotation, cellular component: nucleus. The record is from RefSeq and is a predicted model, not a curated record. Lineage: Eukaryota; Viridiplantae; Streptophyta; Magnoliopsida; Malvales; Malvaceae.
AUAAUUUUGGGCGUUAAAAGGGUGUUCAGUUGUUUCAGUGUAUGCUUUUUUGGACUCUUGCAUGAUCCAAAAAGUGCUCUCUUUUUAUUUUCUUUUUUCUCUUUCCUUCUUUCUUCUUCUUCUUCUUCUUCUUCUUUGUGUGCUAAUGGCUUUUUUAUCUGCUUCUGUGUCGGCCAACGAGUAAAUUUUGAUUGAAUCUUUGAAAGAAACGCACCAAAAGAAAUUCAUCAUCUUUUUUCUUUUUUAUUCCUUUUUAUCCUCUUCGGGUCUUUAUAGGAGGUGAACUUGGAGGAGGUUUUGAUUGCACAGACUUUGUGUGUUGUUAGUUACUGAGUUUUUAUUUUUAUUUUUUUAUGGGUUCAAAGAGAGUGUAAGAAAUGAAGAGAACUUUUUCAUGUGUGUUUUAAUUUCUGGGUUUUUCUUGUUUUUGUGGAUCUUAAGUUUGGAAAUUGAAGUUUAUUUUGUGAACUCAAAAUUUUGGUGAAUUGAACAGUGGUUUUUUUUCCUUGUGGAGAUAAAGUGAUUUAGUCGCUGAUUUUUUUUUUGACAAGAAACUGGCCAAAAAGUUUUUUUUUUUUUUUGGUUUCGCUUUAAUUUUGUUCAAUUGUAGUGUUUCCUGUGGCGUAUUUUGGUGUUCGAAGCUGUUAAAGAGCGGCAACAGAGCUGUUCAAAUUGGAGGAAGGUAGAGUUUCGGGGGCUCUGAAUGCUGUUUACUGAUGAAACGUUAGGCUGUAUUGAGAGAAAAAAAAAUGGAGCUUUUUGGAAUUUUAAAUUGGAAAUGUUGAGAUUCUGUGGAAUUCCAAGUUUUUGUUUCGGAUUCACUUUCUGGUGAGGAUCAAAGAAGAUCCUCACUGGAUAUAUAGUUGGACGAGACAAAAGGACUCUUUAAUCUUUAUCACAGUGUUCCUUGAUCAUACAUGCUUUUCAAGCGUUUACUUAGAGAGAAAGGAAACGGGAAAAUUUACUGUUACAAUCAUUAUUUUGAUUGAGAUGAUUACUUUUAUGGACUCAAAAGAGAAACUGAAGGAGAUGGAGAAGUACUUGGAUUCUCAGCUAUGGCAUGCCUGUGCUGGAGGAAUGGUUCAGAUGCCUUCAGUUAACGCUAAAGUCUUUUACUUUCCUCAAGGCCAUGCUGAGCACGCUUGUGGCCCCGUUGAUUUCAGGAACUGCCCUCGGUUACCGGCUUAUAUACUCUGCAGAGUUUUUGCUGUUAAGUUCAUGGCCGAUCCUGAGACCGAUGAGGUUUUCGCAAAAAUUAGGCUGAUCCCAGUUAGUACUUCUGAGCCCGAUUUUGAAGAUGAUGGAAUUGGAAGCAUUCAUGGGAAUGAAACACAGGAAAAGCCGGCUUCUUUUGCUAAGACAUUGACUCAGUCAGAUGCAAACAAUGGAGGCGGUUUCUCUGUUCCAAGGUACUGUGCUGAGACGAUAUUUCCAAGAUUAGAUUACUCUGCUGAUCCCCCUGUUCAGACAAUUCUUGCUAAGGAUGUCCAUGGGGAGACCUGGAAAUUUAGGCAUAUAUACAGGGGGACGCCAAGGAGGCAUCUUUUGACUACGGGAUGGAGCACUUUUGUGAACCAUAAGAAGCUUGUAGCUGGGGAUUCCAUUGUGUUUUUGAGGGCGGAGAAUGGGGAUCUUUGCGUUGGCAUUCGAAGGGCAAAGAGAGGGAUUGGAGGAGGGCCUGAGUCUUCAUCUGGGUGGAAUGCUACUGCUGGAAAUUGUAUGGUGCCAUAUGGAGGGUUUUCAGCAUUUCUGAGGGAAGAUGAGAACAAGUUGAUGAGAAAUGGCAGUAGUAACGGGCUUAGCUCGAAUAGUAAUUUGAUGGGGAAGAGAAAGGUUAGGCCUGAACAAGUUAUUGAAGCUGCAACUCUAGCUGCCAAUGGUCAACAGUUUGAGGUUGUUUACUACCCCAGGGCGAGUACCCCCGAGUUCUGUGUGAAGGCCUCUUCAAUGAAGGCAGCAUUGCAGAUCCGGUGGUGCUCAGGAAUGAGAUUUAAAAUGGCCUUUGAAACAGAGGAUUCUUCACGGAUUAGUUGGUUUAUGGGCACUAUAUCUUCUGUUCAAGUUGCUGAUCCCCUCCGCUGGCCUGACUCACCUUGGAGGCUUCUUCAGGUUACAUGGGAUGAGCCAGAUUUGCUUCAAAAUGUAAAACGUGUCAAUCCUUGGCUAGUGGAAUUGGUUUCAAACAUGCCCGCAAUUCAUCUAUCUCCCUUUUCACCACCAAGGAAGAAGUUGAGACUGCCACAGCACCCAGAUUUUCCCCUCGAUGGUCAACUUCCAAUGCCAACAUUCUCAGGCAACCUCCUUGGGCACAGCAACCACUUUGGGUGUCUACCCAACACCACUCCUGCUGGCAUGCAGGGAGCCAGGCAUGCUCAUUAUGGUGUAUCUCUAUCGGAUCUCCACCUCAAUAAACUGCAGUCAGGUCUCUUUCCGGCUAGUUUUCCGCCGCUUGAUCUUGCUGCUACACCCAGUAGGACUUCCAAUGGUGGCCCAAUAGUUAAAAAGCCUGCGAUGAGUGAGAAUGUUUCUUGCGUGCUAACCAUGGCCCAUUCUAUCCGGAAUUCUAAGAAAACUGAUGAUGUAAAGACUUCCCAGCUUGUACUUUUUGGUCAGCCAAUUCUUACUGAGCAGCAAAUCUCUCUUAGCUGCUCUGGUGAUACAGUCUCGCCAGUUCUUACUGGAAAUAGUUCUUCAGAAGGGAAUCUAGACAAGAUGGCAAAGUUUUCUGAUGGUUCUGGAUCUGCACUUCAUCAACAAGGCCUGCCAGAGCGCACAUUCUGUGAAGGUUUACCAUGGUAUAAGGAUAUGCGCCAAGAAGCUGAACCCAACUUAGAGACUGGUCACUGUAAAAUUUUCAUGGAAUCAGAGGAUGUAGGCCGUACUCUUGACCUUUCGUUGCUGGAGUCUUAUAGUGAGUUGCUUAAAAAGCUGGCCGACAUGUUCGGUAUAGAAAAUUCUGAAACUUUGAGCCAUUUACUCUAUCGGGAUGCUACAGGUGCAGUCAAACAAAUUGGAGAUGAACCAAUCAGUGACUUUAAGAAAACUGCAAGGAGAUUAACAAUUCUAAUGGAUUCAAGCAGCGACAACGUAGGAGGGUGCAGAGGAAGAAACAAACCUUGAUUUCAAUUUGUACAGCUGGUUGAAACCUUAUUGCUCAUGCUGACCUAUUCACUUUUUUUUAAAGUUGUAGGAGGAGCUGCAACUUCAGUCCAAGUUUCCAGACUUGCAACCUUUAAAAUCUUCCCUUAUUCUGUUUUUCUCCAUUGUUUUCAAGGGACAUUUGGAUUUUGAAGCUUUUCGUUUCAAGGUCAUAGUUAAUUAAACAAUUUUGUUGAUAUAUUGUUGAUUUUAGGUUUCAUGGUUUUUAUAGGCUGCCGGUUCCUACGAAGGUCCAAGUCAAUUUGUAGGAUAUGGUCUAUAUGUAUUAGAGGGUUCUUUUUGCCCCUUUUACUAGUUUUUUCCUCUCUUUGGGGAAUUGAUUGAAGUCCAGUUAAAGCAUAUCCCCAGUCUUUCUGUACUUCAUUUCUUACAACUAUUAACUGUACAAUACAAAGGUUUUCCUGUGCUUAUAUAUAUAUCAAGGCUGAUUUUUAUUACCCUUAGUAUAAAAAUGGAAGG